This is a messenger RNA of Aplosporella prunicola CBS 121167, 339 nucleotides long. RefSeq lists its product as uncharacterized. The coding region runs from base 1 to 339 and encodes 112 amino acids. The transcript has 2 exons. Gene Ontology annotation, cellular component: mitochondrion. Lineage: Eukaryota; Fungi; Ascomycota; Dothideomycetes; Botryosphaeriales; Aplosporellaceae. The record is from RefSeq and is a predicted model, not a curated record. Gene Ontology annotation, biological process: mitochondrial respiratory chain complex IV assembly.
AUGCCUUCCUCUUGCAAAGACAUCCGCGCCGCACUGGCUGCUUGUCUGCAGAACAGCGACUGCAUCAUGAUUGAGCGCAACAAGCCCGCCGACUGCCUGCGCCCGCCGCUCGUCGACACCCUCCCCACCCGCUGCCAGCAGCUCAAGAAGGGCUACGGCGACUGCAAGCGCGGCAUGGUCGACAUGCGCAAGCGUUUCCGCGGCAACAAGCCCGUCUCCGUCAGCUCCGAGAUCGAGGGCGGCGCCGACGACCCCGGAAAACAGCUGUACGCCGGCAGGCCCUUCUCGGAUGUCGUCAAGGCCACAAGUGGCAACGAGGACAAGAAGGACGACGAGUAG